AUGGUUAGCAGCUCAUCAUCUACAACAAGUAAGCCGAAUAAGUUAUCAGCAGCAACAGAAGCAACAACAGUGGUGAGCAGAAAUACUACACAGUCACAACCCUUUCGUCGGAUGCUUCAAAAUUUCCUGUUGGUAUGGCUUGAUGCUAAUCGAGAUGAAUCCAAGGACGAUUAUAAAAAAUCAAUACAACGUUUACAAAAUAUUGUAGCAACAGUCACCACAUUUACAGAUGUUGACGAAUGUAUUGAUUUUCUAAGUGAUAUUGAAAAUGAAAAUAUAUUAAUGAUCGUCUCUGGUGCCCUGGGAAAACAUCUAAUACCGGUAAUACAAGAAUGCCCACAAUUAGUCUCAAUUUAUAUUUUCUGUGAUAAUCAAUGGAUUCAUGAACAAUGGGCCAAAACAAUGAAUAAAGUAAAAGGUGUAUAUACGCAAAUUGAACCGAUUUGUGACGCAUUACAAAUCGAUCAAAGAAAGUGUGAUCAAAAUAUGAUCCCAAUUAGUUUUAAUCGUAUUGAUCCGUUAUUUAUGUAUACACAAUUGUUAAAAGAAGCACUUUUAGAUAUAGAAGACGAUGAUGCAAAAUCGAUUAAAGAAUUCGUUGAAUACUGUCGUCUUCAAAGCGAUGCUUCCGAAAAAACACUUGAAAAGAUCGAGCAAGAAUAUCGUAAUCACUCACCCAUUUGGUGGUACACAGGUCCAUAUUUCAUCUACUCAAUGCUCAAUUAUGGUCUUCGACAAAUGGAUGCAACUUCCGAUCAAGAUAAGGCACCAUACAAUCAUCAACUUGGCUGGAUAUAUGAUCGCAUGGGUGAAUAUUCAAAAGCACUUUUAUAUUACGAAGAAUCACUGGAUAUCUACAAGAAAAUUCUCCCUCCAAAUGAUCCUGGUUUAGCUUGGUCCUACACCAACAUCGGUAGUGUGUAUGAUAACAUGGGCGAGUACUCGAAAGCACUUUCAUUGUACGAACGAGCACUUGAAAUCCGAAAAAUUGCUCUCCCUCCGAAUCAUCUCGACUUCGCUGCUUCCUACAACAACAUUGGUUUGGUGUAUUCUCACAUGGGCGAGUACUCGAAAGCACUUUCAUCGUACGAACGAUCACUUGAAAUCCAAAAAAUAGCUCUCCCUCCGAAUCAUCCCGAUUUGGCUGGUUCCUACAACAACAUCGGAGGGGUGUAUAGAAACAUGGGCGAGUACUCGAAAGCACUUUCAUUGUACGAACGAGCACUUGAAAUCUGGAAAAUAGCUCUCCCUCCGAAUCAUCCCGACUUGGCUGGUUCCUACAACAACAUCGGUUCGAUGUAUUAUAGAAUGGGCGAGUACUCGAAAGCACUUUCAUCGCACGAACGAUCACUAGAAAUCAACAAAAUAACUGGUCCUCCGAAUCAUCCCUCCUUGGCUGGUUCCUACAACAACAUCGGAGAGGUGUAUAGAAACAUGGGCGAGUACUCGAAAGCGCUUUCAUCGUACGAAAGAUCACUUGAAAUCCGAAAAAUAGCUCUCCCUCCGAAUCAUCCCGACUUGGCUGCUUCCUACAACAACAUUGGUUUGGUGUAUUCUCACAUGGGCGAGUACUCGAAAGCACUUUCAUCGCACGAACGAUCACUUGAAAUCAACAAAAUAACUCGUCCUCCGAAUCAUCCCUCCUUGGCUGGUUCCUACAACAACAUCGGAGAGGUGUAUAGAAACAUGGGCGAGUACUCGAAAGCACUUUCAUCGUAUGAACGAUCACUUGAAAUCUGGAAAAUAGCUCUCCCUCCCAAUCAUCCCAACUUGGCUACUUCCUACCUCAACAUCGGUAAUGUGUAUUAUAACAUGGGCGAGUACUCGAAAGCACUUUCAUCGUAUGAACGGUCACUUGAAAUAAAAAAAAUAGCUCUCCCUCCGAAUCAUCCCGACUUGGCUAAACCCUACGAAGGUAUCGGUUUGGCGUAUGAUAACAUUGGCGAGUACUCGAAAGCACUUUCAUCGUACGAACGAUCACUUGAAAUCCGAAAAAUUGCUCUGCCUCCGAAUCAUCCCGACUUCGCUGCUUCCUACAACAACAUCGGUAAUGUGUAUUAUAACAUGGGCGAGUACUCGAAAGCACUUUCAUCGUACGAACGAUCACUUGAAAUCUGGAAAAUAGCUCUCCCUCCGAAUCAUCCCGACUUGGCUACUUCCUACAACAACAACGGUUCGGUGUAUUACAACAUGGGCGAGUACUCGCAAGCACUUUCAUCGUACGAACGAUCACUUGAAAUCCGAAAAAUAGCUCUCCCUCCGAAUCAUCCCGACCUGGCUUCUUCUUAUGUGAAUCUCGGUUUACUUUAUGAACAAAUGCGCGAGUACUCAAAAGCACUUUCAUCUUUCAAAAAAGCACAUGACAUCUUCGAAAAAUCACUUUCUCCAAAUCAUCCGAAUAUCACGCGCGUGAUAAGUUACAUUGAAAAUGUGAAAAAGAAAAUGUAA
Molecule: messenger RNA, 2448 nt
Organism: Rotaria sordida
Lineage: Eukaryota; Metazoa; Rotifera; Eurotatoria; Philodinida; Philodinidae
Source: the annotation of a GenBank genome assembly